Messenger RNA from Prunus armeniaca (apricot), 303 nucleotides. Lineage: Eukaryota; Viridiplantae; Streptophyta; Magnoliopsida; Rosales; Rosaceae. The record is from the annotation of a GenBank genome assembly.
AUGGCAAAAGAGAGGGGUUAUUUUAUUGGUCACAAGCCUUCGACACAGAAGUCCUGGAGGAACAAGUGGUGUCUGGCUUAUGGUGACUGGGAGUGUUCGCCAGGGAAGACCGUCACCAAACACAUUCCUACCCACUUCCAGUUUAUAGGUUCGGUGAAGUGGGGGCCGAUCUCCAAGGAGCAAGAAGACGAAGUUGAGAGUAGACCUGACAAUAUUGCACACGACCGUUUACACACGACACGAAUUCGCAAGAAAUUAUCAGUAUUUGGGUUGAGCUUAUUGGGUCGGGUUGAAAACGGGUGA